Coffea arabica (coffee) is the source of this 631-nucleotide messenger RNA. RefSeq lists its product as uncharacterized. Lineage: Eukaryota; Viridiplantae; Streptophyta; Magnoliopsida; Gentianales; Rubiaceae. The record is from RefSeq and is a predicted model, not a curated record.
AUGCAAAGUCCUCCUCCAACUGCAAGCACACCUAGAAUAGUCCCAACUCCACCAUGCGCCCCCCCAUCACACCCACGCACAGCGACCACAGUUUUCAGUCUGGUGUGUUGCCAAGCCCACUGUACCUCCUACGCACUUCAGGUGGCACUUGAUUAUGCCUGCGGUUCAGGUGCUGAUUGUGAGCCCAUAAAACGCAAUGGAUUGUGCUAUCUGCCUGACACAGUGAUCGCUCAUGCUUCCUAUGCUUUUAACAGUUACUGGCAGAAGACUAAGCUGGCUGGUGGAACUUGUGAUUUUGGAGGGACAGCCAUGCUUGUCAGCGUUGAUCCCAGUUACGAUGAGUGCCAGUUCAUCUACUCCUGAGGAAUGGAAGGACCUUAGGAUUUGGAAGUGGAUGGAUAACCUGAAUACCUGUCUCUUGUAUAAAUUUGAGCCCGGAAAAAAGGGAAAAUGAAUGAAUUGAUGGUGUCUUAUUCUGUGUAAUUUGAUUUUUUGUUUCUAUUAUGAAUUUAGUAGAACUACGUCAAAUCAUAGUAAGUGAUGACAAUGGAAUGUUCUCUUCUUUGUGGUCUCAGACUUCGAAGUAGCAUACGAAAUUAGAAUGAAGUUUGCUCAAUUAUCUUAUUUAAAA